AUGGGUUCAAAGGAUAAAAACCGAAAAGAGGGAGAAAAGGCUGUUGGGGAUGAGGAUGAAGGUAAAAAAAAGAAGAAAGACAAGAAGAAGAAAAGUUCUGUAAGGGGAGAAAGUGAUGAAGACACCAAGAAGUCAAAAGGCAAGAAAAAGAAGAUUGAAAAUUACGUUGAAAUAUAUGAGAAUGAGCUGCGCAACUACCAGCCAGAAAAGACGGAGAACUACGAGGAUGAGUACCACAAAAAGAAAGUGUAUGAGGUGGUCACCAUCACUGGGGAUGAGAGAGGAGCAGGUACUGAUGCAAAUGUAUUUGUCACUCUUUUUGGAGAAUAUGGCAUCACACCCAAAGUCCACCUAGCCAGCAAGAUUGAGCAUGACAACACUGGCAUGAGCUCCAGCUGGUUCCUGGACAGAGUGGUUGUGACAGAUGUGAUUCGGCCUCACUUGAGGUUCUAUUUUCCUUGUAACAACUGGCUCAGUAAAGUGGAGGGGGAUGGUCUCUAUGUCAGAGACCUGCUGGGAAGCAUGGACCCCAUGGACAUGCCCAAGUAUAAUAAAUACAUAGUGAGUGUUUUCACUGCGGACAUAAAAGGCAGUGGGACUGAUGCAGAUGUAUUCAUCAAUAUAUUUGGGGAGUUUGGAGAUACAGGGGAGAGACGACUUGACAAUGAUAAAGAUAACUUUGAAAAAGGCACUGAAGACAAAUUCACAAUUGAGGCACCAAACCUGAGCAAAAUCAGGAAGAUAACCAUUGGCCAUAACAACAAAGGCUCCUCAGCAGGAUGGUUUGUGGAUAAGGUGGUUGUGGAUGAUCUUGGAAACAAAACAGUGUAUGAAUUUCCCAUCAAUCGUUGGUUCGCCAUUGAUGAGGACGAUGGGAAGAUCCAGAGGGACAUUUUAGUUGGAGGAAGCCAGCCCACAGGCAUUGUCUACAAUGUCCAGAUUGUGACAGGGAAUGUCAGAGGUGCAGGAACAAACUCCAAAAUACACAUGGUCAUGCAUGGCUCAAAAGGCUUGAAGAACAGUGGCAAGGUAUUUUUGGAGGGAGGGAAAUUCGAGCGAGGCUUGACUGACAUCUUUAACGUUGAGAUCGCUGCUCUCCUCAGCCCUAUCAGUAGAGUGACCAUUGGGCAUGACAAUGGAGGAGUCAGCGCAGGGUGGUACUGCGAAAAGGUUGUUGUGUACUGUCCGUUUACAGGGAUAGAGCAGACUUUCCCAUGCAGCAAAUGGUUUGAUGAGAAGGAGGGAGAUGGACUGAUUGAAAGAGAGCUUUAUGAGAUGGUCUCGCUCAGACAGAGGAGACAGAAGAAACUGCCCAAUGCAGGAACAGAUGCUGACAUCUCCUUCCAGGUGUACGGUGAAAAGGGCAAGUCAGAUGAGAAGGGGCUGGACAACAAAACUGACAAUUUUGAACAGGGACAGGUAGACAGGUUUAUGGUUGAGCUGCCUGAUUUGGGAAAACUGACCAAACUCCGGAUCUGGCAUGAGAAGAGAAACCCUUUUGCAGGAUGGCAUCUUGGCAAGGUAACUAUAAUGAAGACUUUAACUAAGGAGAAAUACACAUUUCCAUGUCAGCGGUGGCUGGACAUCAACGAAGACGAUAAUGAAGUUGUGAGGGAGCUUUCGGCCAGUGGAGAUCUGAUUGGAGAACCGUUACCCUUGAUAAAAUAUAGAGUGACGGUCUGUACAGGAACUGUUGGCGGUAGUGGUACAGAUGCCUCGGUCUUUCUGAGUCUAAUUGGAGACCAGGGAGACACAGGAGAGCGGCAGCUGGUCAACUGCAAAAACAACGUCAACAAGUUUGAGAAAGGAAAUCUGGAUGAGUUCAUAAUCGAAGCAGUGACCCUUGGGCAGGUCCGCAGAGUGAGGAUUGGACACGAUGGCAAAGGCGGAGGCUGUGGCUGGUUUCUUGAUAAAGUGAUUGUAAGAGAGGAAGGACAGGCGGAGUCUUAUGCUGUAGAAUUCCCCUGUAACAGGUGGUUGGACCGCAAUGAGGAUGACGGACAGAUUGUCAGAGAAUUAGUGCCGUUCUCAGAUGGACAGCGUCUUUACAAUGUCAACUAUUAUAUCGCGGUGAAGACAGGCGACAUUCCCGGAGGCAGCUCAGACUCCAAUGUGUUUGUCAAGCUCUAUGGAGAGAAAGGCGACACCAGUAAGAUGAUGCUGGUGGUCUCUGCCAAUAACCUGGGAAACUACUUUGAGACAGGCCGCGUCGACAUCUUCACUGUGGAAACGUUUGAUAUUGGACAGAUCAGCCGCCUCCUGAUCGGUCACACCAACGAAGGCAUGCGUGCCGGCUGGUUUCUGGAUAGUGUUCAGAUUACGGUUCCAGUCCAUGGAAAGAAUUACAUGUUCCCCAGUCACCGCUGGCUGUGCAAGGAUGAAGCUGAUGGGAAAACAGAGGUGGAGAUUUACCCAAGUGAAAUCCUGGACACGGAACAGAUGAUUAACUAUGAGAUAACAGUAGUAACUGGAGAUGUGACCUUUGCUGGCACCAAUGCCCAAGUCUUCAUCCAGAUCUACGGGGAUAAAGGAAAGACAGAGGUUAUCAUCCUUGAAAGUAGAUCCAACAACUUUGAGCGUAACACGACCGAAAUAUUUAAGACAGAAGCUAAAGACGUGGGGAAGAUCUUCAAGAUACGCAUGGGACACGAUGGCUCUGGGAUCGGGCCCGGCUGGUUCCUGGAAACAGUGGACGUCAAACAUCUCAUCAUGGCUUUGGUUCCCAAAGAAAAGAAAAAGGAUGACAAGAAAAAGAAGAAGAAAAAGAAAAAAGACGAGGAGGAGGAGGAUGAAGAAGGAGGUGAGGAGAUGAGAGAAGUGGUCCUGACUUAUCAUUUCCCCUGUUCGCGCUGGCUGGCUGAGGGAGAGGAAGAUGGCGAGCUGGUGGUGGAGCUGCUGCCUGAGACUGAAGAAGACCUCGAAGUCAACACCUAUGAAGUGUGUGUCUUCACUGGUGACAUGGUGGGAGCAGGGACAGAUGCCAAUGUCUUCAUAAAUAUUUAUGGGGAAAACGGAGAUACCGGGGAGCGCUACCUAAAGAAUUCUGACAACCUCAACAAGUUUGAGAGAGGGCAGGAAGACGUUUUCAUUGUUACGGCUAUUGAUUUGGGCGCUUUGAAGAAGCUGCGAAUCCGUCAUGACAACACACACUCUUACUCAUCCUGGUACCUGGAUCGGGUCGAGAUAGUGGACACGAAGGAUGAUACUACAUACUAUUUCCCUUGUAAUCGCUGGCUUGCAGUGGAUGAAGAUGAUGGCCAGAUAGCAAGAGAGUUGGUUCCUGUAGAUGAGGCCUUCAUGAGGCAGGAUGAGGAUGAAGAGGGGACAAGCGCUACUCUGGGACUCGAACAGAAAUCCAUGUCGACAACAUAUACUAUAAGGAUAAAAACUGGAGACAAGAAGUAUGCUGGAACUGAUGCUAAUGUCUUUGCCAUCCUCUUUGGAGAAAACGAUGACACAGGGACUGUCAACCUAAAGGCUUGCAAAAACUACAAAAACAAGUUUGAAUGUGGGAUGAUCAAUGAGUUUACGGUGGAGGCCGUGGACUUGGGUGACCUGGAAAAGCUGCGAAUUGGACAUGACAACUCAGGAAGUUCAGCUGGUUGGUUUUUGGACUGGGUUGAGAUUAACGCGCCUUCUCAGGGUCAAAGACUGCGUUUCCCAUGUGGCCGUUGGUUGGAUAACGAUGAGGAUGAUGGAGCGAUCGUGAGAGAUCUUUACCCCGCAGAGUUACAAACUGAAUUCUAUACUCCAUUUGUGCCUUAUGAGAUUAAAAUAUUCACCAGUGAUGUGUUUGCUGCGGGAACAGAUGCAGAUGUUUUCAUAGUGUUAUAUGGCCAAAAGGGGAUGUGCACACAACAGAAACACCUGUGUGUAAACAAGAGAGAGCGAAGGCUGUACUUUGAGAGAGCAGCCGAGGACAUGUUUAUUGUGGAGCUGGAAGAUAUCGGUGACAUUCUAGAGAAAAUCAGGAUUGGACACGACAACAGGGGCACAAACCCAGGAUGGCACCUUGACAGAGUGGAGAUCAGGCGACAGCUCAGAAAAGGAAAGGGCUCGGAGACAACCAUUUUCCUGUGUGAGUGCUGGCUGGCCAAGUCUGAAGAUGAUGGAGAGACGGUGAGGGAGCUCGUGCCAUCAAGCAUCAUCACACAAAAACUCCUCAGGGAUGGGACACUGAAGACAACUGAAAUUGAUGUGGAGGACGCACUGGAGACUCACAUGUACAAGGUGUCCGUGCGGACAGGUGAUAUGUACAAAGCUGGGACCGAUUCCAAUGUUUUUCUCACCGUUUACGGGGACCUGGGUGACACAGGAGAGCGCAAACUCGCCAAAUCAGAGAACAAUCGGAACAAAUUUGAGAGAGGAGAAGUGGACAAGUUCACCAUCGAGGCCAUCGACCUGGGACAAAUAUUUAAGAUUCGCAUUCGCCAUGACAAUUCCAACACGGGAGCUGAUUGGUACCUGGACCAGGUAGAGGUGCUUGAUCUUGAAACAGAAGAAGUUUACAUGUUCCUGUGCGAGCGAUGGCUGUCCACGACGAAAGAGGACAAGCAAAUAGACAGGACCUUUUAUGUCAAGGGAUAUGAGGGAGAAAGGAACACUGACCCAUAUUUCAAAAAGAUGGCUCAGGGCAAAGCAGGGCUGGACCGAAAUGCCAAUAAGAAGAAAAAGAAGAAAAAGGUGGCAAUGGUGGAAGACGGUCCAAUCAUCCCUUAUCACUUCACCCUGUCCACGGGGAUUGACCAAGAUGCCAGCACUACAGCCAGGGUUUAUGUCAUCAUCAUUGGUCCUAACAAUGUCGAGACAGACCGACUCUGGCUGGAUCUGCCAGAGGGGAAAAAAUCCUUCACAUCUGGCACCAUGGAGCACUUUGUGUGCUAUGGAUCAGACGUGGGAGAGAUCAAGAGGGUGGAACUUGGACAUAACGGUGUCACGCCGGAGAGCUGCUGGUUGGUGGAUGAGCUGUCGGUUGCCGUGCCAACAAAAGGUAUCAAGUACAUCUUUCCGUGUAAGUGUUGGCUCGCUAAAGACAGAGGUGAUGGUCUGACUGCCAGACUGUUCAAUGUGCUGGACUCCAGCUCCAUCAACAUCAUCCGAAAAGUUAUUUAUUCAGCCACAGUUGUCACGGGAGACACUCAAUUUGGAGGGACGGAUACCAACAUUUUCCUGACUGUGUAUGGAGCCAAUGGAAGCACAGAGGAAAUGCUACUACCCAAAAAUGGUGAUAGGUUUGAAAGGGACCAAGAAGACACAUUCUCGCUGGAGAUAGAUGACAUUGCUCCCCUGAAGAAGAUCAGAGUUCGGAUCGAUGGCAGCGGAAGCCGUCCCGACUGGUUUCUUGAUAGGAUCCUCAUGCGGAACCUGACUACAGAGGAAGAGUAUCUCUUCACGUAUGAGAACUGGCUGUCUAAGACCAAAGGGCCAAAGAGGACAAAGGUGUGUGAGCUUCCGGCUGUGGUAGAUGAGGAGGAGAUGGUUGAAAAAACGACAUACAUCAUCCAAGUCCAGACAAGCGAUGUCGGAGCUGCUGGCACCGAUGCCAAUGUUUUCUUGAUCGUCUUUGGAGAAUAUGGGGACACGGGGAUGCUGCCUCUGAAGGAGAGCACCAACAGGAACAAGUUUGAACGAAAAAUGAAGGACGUGUUCAGAUUUCCUGACAUGCUGAGUCUGGGCGAACUGUCUAAAGUGAGAGUGUGGCAUGACAACAAAGGCCCUGCCCCUGGCUGGCACCUGGAGUACAUUGAUGUGAAAGAUGAGGCCAUGGACCAGAUAUUCAGGUUCCCCUGUGAUCGCUGGUUGGCUAAAAAUGAAGACGAUGGGCAGAUCAUGAGGGAGCUGGCGUGUGCCAACAAUGACUCUAUAGACCUCAGCGACAAAACCAAAUACGAAAUUGCCACAACAACUGCAAGUACAGACAAGGCUUCCACCUCGGAAAACGCCUGGAUUGUGUUGGAGGGGAGGAAAGCUCGAUCUAAAGAGUUUGUUCUAGAGAAUAAGAAAAAGAAGUUCUUAAGCGGUGCCACUGACACGUUUGAGUUCUCCUCCAAGCACCUGGGGGACAUUGUUGGCAUCUGCCUCGGCCAUAUCACAAAAGAUGGAAAGAAGGUGAAGAACGAAGUCUUCUGGCAUGUUAUGGAGGUGGUGGUGACGGAAAAAGAGUUGGGAAACAAGUAUUUUUUCCUCUGUGACGCACAAAUCCCCCUGGCAGCCAAAAAGGACCAAUUCCUGACGUUUGAGUGCUAUAAAUCAAUAGAGAGCUUUGCGAGCAAAGUCCGCAACCUGGUCCCCGUCAAGUACGAGAUCAUCGUCAUAACUGGGGACGUGAAAGGGGCCGGAACAGACGCCAACGUUUUCAUCAGCAUCUACGGUGUGAACGGUGACUCGGGCAGACGUCCUCUGCAGCAGAAGUUCCGCAACCUUUUUGAGCGGGGCCGAACCGACCGCUUCGUCCUGGAGAUGCUGGACCUCGGGGAGCUGCUGAGGGUGAAAGUGGAACACGAUGGCAGCAGCUCAAACUGCGGGUGGUAUUUACAGUGUGUCGAGGUGACCAACACAGCCAACUCUGUCACAACCAUCUUUCCUUGCGGGAACUGGCUCGAUGCUCAUAAAGCAGAUGGGCAGAUUCAGAGAGUGCUGUACCCCAGAUAUUAGGAGGAGGAUUUCUUAAGGAAAGUGUGGGUGAGAACUUGAUUAAACCCCUUGUGCUCUGCUCUAUUUUUUACAUCAUGGUAGAUGAGUGAAAAACCCACAACUGAAUGUGACUUCACAUUAAAUUUUAAAGGAUAAAACCCAUCGUACUCUCUUGAGUUGGUGCCAAGUGCUAAGGCCUCCCGUUUCUAGAAAAAGCCAUUUGCUACCAUCUUUGCCUGUAUAUGAUGAUAUGUGGAAAUUGACCUGAAUAUUUCACAAAACAGGAAAAACAACACAAUAAAC
Messenger RNA from Menidia menidia (Atlantic silverside), 6936 nucleotides. NCBI's taxonomy places the organism in Eukaryota, Metazoa, Chordata, Actinopteri, Atheriniformes, Atherinopsidae. The record is from the annotation of a GenBank genome assembly.